CUCGCGUCACUCCGUACUGCCGCGGCGCGCCGAUCGCACGACUGUACACCGGUGUAUAGUCUAAGAGCUGCCGGACGUUCCGCGCGUGUGCUACUUGUGUCUGACAACUGUGUGUGUGCUCCUGGACUAUUAGUUAAUACGGAUUGUUGUUACUUUGCAACCUAAUAUUACAUACAAUCACCCGAACAUCAAGUAUAAUGGGCUAGAAAUAUCAAAUUACCCGCCAAAAUGAACGAAAGUAGAGAAAGGAUUCGACGGGAGAGGGAAAGGGAGAAGAACACGUAUACCUCUCCCCGUCUGGCGUUGCGUCGCGUGCUGCUAUUGGCCGAGGGCAGACAGUUCAGGGAGGCGGCGGCCAUUUUGUCCAGGCUCGGACCUGGCGUGCUGCACAGCGUUGCUUCCGAACUGCCGAUUGAUUUGCUGAUAGAAGCGUUGCCGCAUUCCGCUCAUCUUAUUGAAACACUUUUAAACAGGUUAAUAUCCCUGGAGAUCACACCACGUCCGGAGGUGCAAUGCGAAGCGGUGGCCUGGCGCCUGGUUGGCCUGCUGGGGGGAGAGCAAGGCUGCGGCCUGAGACCCAGGACCUCGCGCCUUGCCUCAGCACUCAUGCAUUACAAUCCUGAUGCGAGGGACGCUGUGGACAAUAGGCGGAGGCAGCUGGACUCUGCUGUCCAAGGUCUCGGGACUCACGGCCUCACCGCCGAUGCGACGGGCUCGCUCAUCUCGCUGCACGUGGCCAUGAAGAACGAGCUUCAGAGGCACGUGGAAGUCUACAAGCAGGCGCUGCAUAAGCUGGAAGAGCUGUCAUCAGUGACAGUGAGUCAAGACCCAGCGUCGUCAUCCCACCAACGGCUGCUCGCUCUCUCCCAUGCUGACGUGGAGCGUCGACUUAUCGACAACAAGUCGCUCCUCACUAUUGUCGAUAAGCCCGCGUUGAGGCAGCUGCCGACCCUGGUCGCGUCCCUAGCAGCCAGGGUGGAGAGCGACAAGGCGGUGCUGGCGUGUGUCGGACAGAUAAAGAGAAGUGACCCAACUUUGGAUCUUAGUGAUACUAGGCCAGUGGCCGGCGUGCUGAUGAGCUACUCCCGCGGCUGUGCGGCGGUGCUGUCUCAGAUGAGCGAGGGUCAGGUGGUGGAGACCGGCCCUCGCUCGCCCACCGACUCCGCCAGCGACGGCUACCACUCCGACAGUGAUGACUCCCACCAGCAGCCUGACAGAAGCAAGCUGGUGUCGCAGUACGCGGCGGUGUGGUCGCGGGCGGCGGACGAGGUGUUGCCGGCGCUGGCCGCCUUGGAGCCGCUGAAACCCACACCCAACCUGAAGUACAAGAUCGUCUUCUCUAUCGUCGUCUUGUCGUUCCGAGCUGCAAUAAGCCUACGCGACAAACGACUAAUUGAAGUCAAGUCACUACUGGGAUGUGACUCAGACGACACACCAGGUGCGUCGGGCCUCGUCGCCGCGGCUACGAGGCUGCUGAGGAGCACCGCGCACAGCUUCCCGCUAGGAGACGCAGAGAGGACUGUUGUCAAUCAGGUGGUAAGCACGCUGCGUGAGUACCCGUGCCUGGCAGCAUGCGGCGCGCUGCACGCGCUGGUGGCGGCGGCGUGUCGAGCGGCGUGGGCGCUCAGCCUGCACGCGCCCCCGCUGCGCAUCGACACAGACUUUACCCCAGUGGUAAUGAAUCCAGAGAAGCACGUGAGGUACUCCCUGGCCGACGCGCGCGAGCGACGCUCCGACCUGAUCAAAUCGUUCGUGUGGCCGGCGCUCAUGGACGGGAAUCGAUGCGUGUUCCGAGCUGUGGUGCUCACUUGAUGUAACACCAUAGGGCCUUAUCAUACUAGCGUCUUGCGAGCGCGGCUGCGCAGCGAACACGUCGAGGAGGUGUGACAGAUUUGCAAUGUUUCCAUCGCGAUUUUGUAGCGAAUUAACGAAGGUUAGCUUGAUAUGGACAUGUAAAGCGUAGGGAGGAAAGUCAUAUUACUAGGAAAAUGUUGAAUGUGCAAGUGGAAGGACAUGAGAGGAGAGAAAGGCCAAAGAAGAGAUGGUUGGAUUGUAUGAAAGAGGACAUGUGUGUAAAAGGAGUGGAUGAUGAGUUGACGAGUAACAGAGAAUGGAAAAGAUUGACAUAUUUUUCCGACCCCACUUAAGUGGGAUAAGGGUAAAGAGAUGAUGAUGAUGAUGAUGAUAACACCGUACAGUACAUUCAGUAACAAAAUGGAUUCUGACGAGGAAACACUGCUUGGUUUUGUUACUUUGGAGACUAAAACGAAAGAAUUGAUGAAUUUCGGAAAACCCAUUAACAAUUAUCGGAAGAGAGUGACUAUUUUGUGUUGCUUUGAAGACGAAUAAAAAAUAAUCCAAAACAAUUUCGUCGACAAAUGAGCCAAAAAAGUCGUACAAAUACGAUUUAAAACGUACGGUUGGCAACACUAGUACGAGACAGUACAAAAUUGCGACGAACGAAUUCGUUGCGCGCCUAUUAUACGUUGCGAACCCGCCCCGCUUUGAGAACGUUUGCAAUCCGCUAGUAUGAUAGCUCUGUUACUGCUACAGACUCGAUCAUUGUUGUUCUUUACUAUCGAGGGACCACAUAAACUCCUCCCGUGGUACAGGGUUAAGGAUGACACAGAUACUGAGACGCUUUAUUCACUCAUUGAUAGAUAGAGUUACUGCCUGUCAAUCAUUUCGUUCUUUUCAUUUCUCCUACCAUAUUCUCUCUGGGUCUGUUUUCUCAAUAAAUCGGCGCCAUCAAAUGUGUAUUUGGAUAUUGGUAAGACAAUCCCAAUUAUUUUAAGACCUUUCGAACUGUCAAAAGCUUUCGAAGCUGGUUAUGUAGAAUAUACUUGCUUAGGUUUGAUAAUUUCCAAUUUCUAUUCUUUUGUACAUAGACCUUUAGGUUAAGCCUUGAACUUGAAAAAUAAUAGUAAUUUUUACACGAUUCAGAAUAUUUUAGGGAACUAGAAUUUUAGCAAGAAUUUAAAAUGAAGAAAUUUAUUGAGUUUGAUAAGUAUUUAUUAUGAAGUCACUUUUAUUGUAUGUCGAAAUAAAUAUGUUAAUAGUUAAGUUUUAUAAAAUUUAUUACAGUAAUUUAUUUCUUUAGUUAUUUGUAACUACAUAUAUAUAUCAUAAGUAAAAUUGCAAAUAUAGAUUUGGUAAUUUA
Messenger RNA from Bicyclus anynana (squinting bush brown), 3160 nucleotides. RefSeq lists its product as uncharacterized. The record is from RefSeq and is a predicted model, not a curated record. Gene Ontology annotation, biological process: mitophagy by internal vacuole formation; mitochondrial protein catabolic process. Bases 229 to 1812 code for a protein of 527 amino acids. Gene Ontology annotation, cellular component: mitochondrial outer membrane. NCBI's taxonomy places the organism in Eukaryota, Metazoa, Arthropoda, Insecta, Lepidoptera, Nymphalidae. The transcript has 10 exons.